AUGCAGAAACGUUCGAGACUGUCCCUCCCCCACAGAAACGUUCGAAAUUGCUCCUCCCCCACAGAAACGUUCGAAGCUGCCCCACCCCCCACAGAAACGUUCGAAACCGUCCCUCCCUCACAGAAACGUUCGAAACUGCCCCCCAAAGAAACGUUCCCAACUGCCCCUCUCCCACAGAAACGUUCGAAACUGCCCCCACAACACAGUAACGUUCGAAACUGCCUCUCACCCACAAAAACGUUCGAAAUUUCCCCUCCCCAACAGAAACGUUCGAGACAGCCCCUCACCCACAGAAACGUUCGAAACUGCCCCCCUAAGGAACGUUCUAAACUGUCCCUUCCCCACAAAAACGUUCGAAAUUGCCUCUCCCCCACAGAAACGUUUGAAGCAGCCUCUCCCCCACAGAAACGUUCAAAAUCGCCCCUCCCCCUCAGACACGUUCGAAACUGCCCCCACAACACAGAUACGUUCGAAACAGCCACUCCACUGCAGAAAUGUUCGAAACUGCUCCUCCCCCUCAGAAACGAUCGAAACUGCCCCUCCCUCACAGAAACUUUCGAAACUACCCUCCCGCAGAAAUGUUCGAAACUGACCUCCACCACAGAAACGUUCGAAAAAGCCCCUCUCCCGCAGAGUCUUUCGAAACUGCCUCAACGCAGAAACGGUCGAAACUGUCCCAUACAGAAACGUUCGAAACUGCCCCCCAGAGAAACGUUCGAAACUGCCCCCCUAAGAAACGUUCGAAUCUACGCCUCCCCCACAGAAACUUUCAAAAUUGCCCCUCCCUCACAGAAACGUUCGAAACUGCACCACUCCCACAGAAACUUUCGAAACAGUCCCUCCCUCACAGAAACUUUCGAAACUGCCCCUCCCACACAGAGACGUUCGAAACUGCCCCAGCCCUUCAGAAACGUUCGAAGCUGCCCCUCCCUCACAGAAACGUUCGAAACUGCCCCUCCCUCACCGAAACGUUCGAAACUGACCCCUACAGAAACGUACGAAACUGCUCCUACAACACAGAAACGUUCGAAAUUACCCCUCCCCCACCGAAACAAUCGAAACUGCCCCUCUCCCUCAGAAACGUUCGAAAUUGCCUCUCCCCAACAGAAACGUUCGAAACUGCCCCCUUAG
Messenger RNA from Parasteatoda tepidariorum (common house spider), 1131 nucleotides. RefSeq names its product serine/arginine repetitive matrix protein 1-like. NCBI's taxonomy places the organism in Eukaryota, Metazoa, Arthropoda, Arachnida, Araneae, Theridiidae. The record is from RefSeq and is a predicted model, not a curated record.